Messenger RNA from Acipenser ruthenus (sterlet), 521 nucleotides. Its product is annotated as cytochrome c oxidase subunit 8A, mitochondrial. NCBI's taxonomy places the organism in Eukaryota, Metazoa, Chordata, Actinopteri, Acipenseriformes, Acipenseridae. Gene Ontology annotation, biological process: mitochondrial electron transport, cytochrome c to oxygen. Bases 86 to 301 code for a protein of 71 amino acids. Gene Ontology annotation, cellular component: mitochondrion. The transcript has 2 exons. The record is from RefSeq and is a predicted model, not a curated record.
CGUCACUGCCCCGGCGCUCUUAUUUCCUGUCUCAGUCAGUCGCUCCGCUCAUCACAGAGAAAGUCGCCUCUGAUACGGUCUGAUCAUGUCGGCUCUACUAAGAGGAAUCCUGUCCGCCCGCUCUGCCCAGUUAAUGAGGGGCCACGGCAUUGUCCAGCGGGCUAACCUGUACGCCAAGCCGGCCAAGGAGAACAUCGGGACCGCGGAGACGGCCAUCGGAUUCAUGGUAUUCACCGUGGCGCUGCUGGGUCCUGCUGGCUGGGUGCUGGCCAACCUGGAGAACUACAAGAAGAGGGACUGAGCCGGAACCAGGACCGGAACCAGGCUCCCCUCUACCGGACCACACCACACCCCCAACCUCCGAACCUGCGGACCAUUCCUGUUACCUGCAUCUAAAUCCCUCCCGCUGUCUUCAAAGAGAGCUCGCCCUGACUGAACGCACACACGCGUCAUGUGGUUUACUGUUAACAGACUGGAGCCUUGUGUUGGCCUGUCUGUCCAAUAAACGUUAUUUAAACCUC